CGUUUCAAAUUCAUUACAUACACCAGGGACAUAUGUAAUAAGAUAUGUCCCUGCAUACACUAAAUUAAAUGUAUUUCCUUAUUUUUAGAUUAACGGCCUAUGAAAGAAAUAGGAACUUUAGGCAUUCUGCAUUGGAGAUUCCUGAUGCCAUUGAUGUGUUUUGGCCAGUUGUUGGCUUCCAGCAGUUGGUUCAAGAUCACCGGAUCAUCCUACCCAAACUAACACACCUGCAGAUAGAGGAGUACUUUUUGUACAGACUGGCAGGAGACAAACAAGCCACAUCGGACGUGAAGGCCCUGCAGAAAGGAGGAGACAUGUUGGCAGGAAACAGAAUCCUAGCAUGUUCCCUAUUGAAAAAAAAUGGACAUAUAUUCCUUACUGGAAUUGUUGGUGCUGCCAUGAAGAACAAGGUAUCGUACAACUAUAAGAUAAGCCUCGAGGAGACGAGUGGGGAUCCUGUUAAUUCAGCAUGUGAAUGUCCAGCUGGCAAAGGACCACAUGGUACAUGCAAGCACAUAGCUUCAGUGCUUCUCAUGCUUGGAAAUUUUAUUUCAAAUGGUACCCUACAAGUACAAAAAACCUGUACAGAAAACCUGCAGAGCUUUCACAAGCCAAAGUCCAUCUAUGAUGGUAAACCCGUUCCUGUGGAAGACAUGCCAACUAAACGUAAAUUUAAUGAAGAUCUUCUGGAAGAUCCUCGUCCCCACAAAUAUCGCAAUAAUGAUGGCUACCCCGACUUUGUGAGGAACAUGAUGGUAAAUCACUGUGCUCAACAUUCACAGGACAUGGCUAUGAGAUUUCUUCACCCAUCUGCUGAUAUACAGGCAGCAGCUUUGGAUCAUGACUAUCUACCACUUCCCUUCACAGAGUAUUUAGUAGACAAAGCAACAAAGGUUACUGAAGAAGAUGCUUUAGAUCUGGAGACGAGGACUAAAUGUCAAGCUAAAUGCAAGAAAUGGGUGGAAGAGAGAGAGUGGAGAGUGACCGCAUCUAGGUUUGGAGAUAUUACACAUGCAACAUGUAGAAGGAAUAUGGAAAAACUGUGCGAGAGUCUUCUCUCAUCUAGAGUACUUCAUACGAAAGCAACGGAACAUGGUAAAAACUAUAAAAAGAAGGCAGUAAUGAAGUUUGAAAACACCAUGAUGUUAAAGGUGGAAAGGGCAGGACUUUUUGUGGACCCACAACACCCAUAUCUUGGUGCUUCACCAGAUGGAAUUAUAGAUGAAAAUGGCAUCCUGGAAAUUAAGUGUCCAUAUACAGGUCGCACAUCACCUAUCUUGCCAGGGAAGAUGUUUCCAUUCCUUCAAUAUGAUGACAACAAACAUAUCUGUUUAAACAUGCAUUCCAAGUAUUAUGACCAAAUUCAAGGACAGAUGCUGCUUUCUAAAAGGAAGUACUGCUAUUUUGUUGUUUUUACUUUUGUAGACAUGUUUGUACAGAAGAUAGCAUUUGAUGCAGAGUACUGUAAAUUCAGUCUAUUACCCAAACUACACCUAUUUUAUGUGAAGCACUUCAGGUCUUACAUUGCAUCCCAUAUGUAAUAUGUAAAAGAAAACUGACAAUUUCAGAAAUGUGAUAAAUAUAUCAGACACAUAGCUCAAUAUCAAGACUACAUAUAUAUUUCCUUGAUUAAAGUAUGUAUCUGGAUACUUAAAAAUAUGUACUAGAUUACACUUUUAGAAAUAUUUUACCUCACUGUUUCAUACUGUACAUGUCAAUGGAUCAAGUCCCAAAAUGUUUCUGAAAUUCCAAAACAAUGAAGAUUUUCUACAAAAACUAGGAGUACCAGGUAUCUGUUAGGGCAAG
Molecule: messenger RNA, 1806 nt
Organism: Pecten maximus
Lineage: Eukaryota; Metazoa; Mollusca; Bivalvia; Pectinida; Pectinidae
Exons: 6
Coding region: 69-1541 (490 amino acids)
Molecular function (GO): zinc ion binding
Source: RefSeq, a predicted model, not a curated record